AUGACAGACAAAGUGUUCCAAGAACUGCUCUUCGAAGAUAAACAACUUAGAUAUGCACUCAACGCCCGAAAUAAUUACAAGACGGAAACAACACAUAACGUGAUGAGUAGUGACAAUGGGGUAGGUACGAAAAGGCACAUUGUCAGUGUGGAUGAUAUCUCUAAGAUUAAUUAUGAAAUGGUGAGGAAUGUUCCAGGGAACUUCAUUGUGGCUAAGGAUGAGAUGAAGAAUUCCGUGGAGGGAGAUGUCAAUAUGAUGAAAUUGAGCGUAUACAAGGAUAAUAUCUUCAGUAUGAAUGACAAGUUUGCUGAAGAUGUCAAUGAUAAGAUUGUAACGUUGGAUGACGGUCGGAGAAAGGAACAAGAAAGUGAGACGAAAGAAGGAAAAGGUGAAGGAGAAAACGAGGAACUACUGCAGGAACAAGUGGAAUGGUUACUUCAGAUUCAAACCAAUUUAAUUAAAGAAUACAAGAUUUCUCAACAGGAAGAAAAAAAAUGGUUUCUUUUAAAGGAACUACUAUUAGAUGCAAAUAUAGAAUUGGACUUAUUCAGCGCACAGAAUAAUAUUACCAGCACAAUUGAUCUGGGAAUCAGGGAAGAUGGAACCCAUUCACCAAACAAUAUUCUUCUAUUCAAUAGACCAAAAAGAAGGAAACUGAAUCAGGAUGAACCAUCGAAUAUCAUAUAA
Molecule: messenger RNA, 687 nt
Organism: Naumovozyma castellii
Lineage: Eukaryota; Fungi; Ascomycota; Saccharomycetes; Saccharomycetales; Saccharomycetaceae
Gene: IES3
Product: Ies3p
Exons: 1
Coding region: 1-687 (228 amino acids)
Source: RefSeq, a predicted model, not a curated record